Messenger RNA from Eptesicus fuscus (big brown bat), 663 nucleotides. Its product is annotated as autism susceptibility gene 2 protein-like. Lineage: Eukaryota; Metazoa; Chordata; Mammalia; Chiroptera; Vespertilionidae. The coding region runs from base 1 to 663 and encodes 220 amino acids. The record is from RefSeq and is a predicted model, not a curated record. The transcript has 5 exons.
AUGGUCAUCGAGUUCAGCUUCCUUGUCUGCACCAUAGUGGAGUCACUGCGGUGCUCAUACUGCGUCCCGCCAAGGGCAUCAGAUGCCAGCUCUGAAAAACUCUUUAAUACCGUUAUUGUAAACAAAGAUUCGGAGUUGGGUGUUGGCACGCUUCCCGAACACGACAGCCAGGAUGCAGGGCCGAUCGUCCCCAAGAUAUCUGGUCUAGAGAGAAGCCAGGAGAAGAGCCAGGACUGUGGCAAAGAGCCGAUCUUUGAGCCCGUGGUGCUUAAAGACCCCUGCCCGCAGGUGCCGCAGCCGCCGCCCCAGCCCCAGGCGGAGCCCCAGCCCAGAGCUCCCUCUCAGGACCCUGACUCUGUGCAGCGCCCGGAGGCCCCGCCUCAGCCCGCACGUCCGAGCACACAGCCACCGCAGGCGCCCCCCGAGGCCCAGCUUCCACCGGCUCCCAAGCCUCCCGUGCAGAGGCCGCCCCGGCUGCAGUCCCCCCAGCUGCUGCACCAGAGCCUGCCCCCUGUGCAGGCCCACCCCGCCUCCCAGAGCCUCCCCCAGCCCCUGUCGGCCUACAACAGCAGCAGCCUGAGCCUCAACAGCUUAAGCAGUAGCAGAAGCAGCACUCCAGCAAAGACUCACCUCCCCGUUCCCCCUCUCCCUGCCCAACCAUAG